Molecule: messenger RNA, 3442 nt
Organism: Drosophila eugracilis
Lineage: Eukaryota; Metazoa; Arthropoda; Insecta; Diptera; Drosophilidae
Gene: Kr-h1
Product: Krueppel homolog 1
Biological process (GO): regulation of transcription by RNA polymerase II
Molecular function (GO): RNA polymerase II cis-regulatory region sequence-specific DNA binding; DNA-binding transcription factor activity, RNA polymerase II-specific
Source: RefSeq, a predicted model, not a curated record
AACAAGAUGACUGAAAGCAAAAAUGGUACAAAAACCUGGACUCCAAAGCAAAUCUGGAUUAAAGAUGUCCUUAACAAAUCGGGCACUGAGUUGCUGGAUAUAUCAAAGCCUCAAGCGAAGGCUGCCAUCAAGAAAUCGCCAGCGAAAGAUUCAGCCACAACCAACAUGGUUUACUAUUCCGCCAACCAGCUGCUCAUAAAAACGGAGCAAUCUAGUCAGGCCCAGUUCUGCCUUCAGGUGCCACCCCCUCUGACGGCGACGACCACGAGUGUGGGAGUUGGAGUGCCCCCGUCCAGUGGCCAGCAAGAGCAAUUCGAGUUGCUGCAGACGCCACAGCAACGACAACUGCAGCUGCAGGAGCACCAGCAGCAUCAACAGGAACAGCAGCAGUUCGUCAGCUACCAACUGGCCAUCCAGCAGCACCAAAAGCAACAGCAGCAUGAAAGUAUUAUGACCACAGCGCCGACGACAGCCCCAACCGUCACACAGCAGCAGAUCAAGACGGAGCCCUCCGCCGUGUUCCCAGCUUCAGUGACGGUAUCGCAGGUGCGGAAGCCAGGCGCCACCAAGCCGCAGUUCAAGUGCGAUCAGUGCGGCAUGACCUUCGGCAGCAAGUCGGCCCACACCUCGCACACCAAGUCGCACUCGAAGACGGCCGAUCUGUCGGCAAACGCCGGAAUGGGCGCCGGGGUCGCCGCCACUACCUCACCGGCGGCCAUCGAGCUGAAUGAUGUGGGUCUGCCGGUAGGCAUUCCCAAGAGUCCGACCAUCAAGCCCCUGGCCAACGUGGCUGCCGGAGCAGAUCCGUAUCAGUGCAACGUAUGCCAGAAGACAUUCGCAGUUCCUGCCAGGCUGAUCCGCCACUACCGCACCCAUACCGGCGAGAGGCCGUUUGAGUGCGAGUUCUGCCACAAGUUGUUCAGCGUUAAGGAGAACCUGCAGGUGCACCGGCGAAUCCACACCAAGGAGCGGCCCUACAAGUGCGAUGUGUGCGGACGAGCCUUCGAGCACUCCGGAAAGCUGCACCGCCACAUGCGCAUUCAUACCGGCGAACGGCCGCACAAGUGCUCAGUGUGCGAGAAGACGUUCAUCCAGUCCGGCCAGCUAGUGAUCCACAUGCGCACCCACACCGGCGAGAAGCCUUAUAAGUGCCCAGAGCCGGGCUGCGGAAAGGGCUUUACCUGCUCCAAGCAACUGAAGGUGCACUCGCGAACACACACGGGCGAAAAGCCUUACCACUGUGACAUCUGCUUCCGGGACUUUGGCUACAACCACGUGCUGAAGCUGCACCGUGUGCAGCACUACGGCUCCAAGUGCUACAAGUGCACCAUUUGCGACGAGACGUUCAAGAACAAGAAAGAGAUGGAGGCGCACAUCAAAGGCCAUGCUAACGAAGUCCCCGAGGACGAGACGGAGUCAGCAACGGCGGCAGCAUCAAUCGGACAGCCGUCCUUGCCAGGAAUCAGUAGCACCUCGGAGAGUAGCAACAAUUCGCCUCCCAGCUCGCCGCCGGCAACGAAGAAGCCUCGCCAGCCACGACAGCCUCGCGGUUCCAAAGCAUCGGCAGCCACACUCUCAAUCGCUUCCUCUUCCCCUCUCUCGCCCAGUUCCCUCAGUUCCACAUACUCGCCAUCAGCCAGCAGCCUUGCCUCGCCCCCACCGACGGCGGCCCACUACCUGCCCCCUCAGCUGGAAGCAGAUGCCUUGAGCCGGGACAGCGGAGUGUCGAGCGCCCAGCUUGCCCAAAACAGCUUUGCUGAUGAGGAGCCAACUGAUCUGAGUAUGCAGCAGGGCCAUGGUCAGGCGCCAACGGCCUACUUCCAGGCUCCGCCUAGUCUUCUGGAGCUGCAGCCACAAGCCCCUGGCCUUACAAUCAAUCCUGCCCUGCUCGAAGCAGCCAAUAUGGCGCGACGUCACCACGACAACGAUGACCAAGUGCAGGAUGACGAUGUGCACGCAGCAGCCUGGCAAAUGAUGCAGCUCCGCCGUGGUCACGGGUCCUUAACGCCGACGGAGCCGCAGCCCCAGACGCAUGAGCAACUUCUUCCUACUCUGCAUGUCAGUGAUCUCGCGGCAAACUACGAUGACACCCAUGAAGCCACCAUGCUAAUCGAGCACUUCAAGCGGGGCGAUCUCGCUCGCCACGGGCUACAUAAGGGCUAUGCGCCAGUGCCCAAAUAUGAAUCGGCUCUACCCAAUCCGGACAUCGUACGGCGCGUCGAAGCGGCAAUCGGACUGCGGUCCAGCACGGAGUCACCCGAACGCAGUUCCUCCCCGGAGAGCGACUCGCUCAUGAUGGCCGACCGGAACGUGAUGACGCUGCCCCUACGCAAACGCAAGAACUACAUGAACAAGGGCGACGAUGGUCAGAUGGAUCCUGAGAAGGCUCUGGGGGCUUCGGGAGAUGGAUCGACCGCGGCUAGUGCCGCAGCUUCCGUUGUCGCCGGGGAUGGUCCCGGGUCAAAGGUGAUAAGAAUGAGCUCGGUCAUCCAAUUCGCCAAGGCCUCUUAGGGGCCCAAGGCGCAUCCCCAAUCAGCAUUAAGACUGUCCAAACAAAUUCUAACUGAAAUUAGCUUAAGUUUUGUCUCUGAGGUUCGAGGUUUGGCCCAAAUGAGAGAUGAGGCAGAGGGAUCCUUUCAAACAGCAAAAAUGAAAACGCCAAAAGUAUUAUAAAAGAGAAAAUUUGUUUUUAAAUUAAUAUUACUUCCUAUUACGUUUUGUUGGCCUACUGAUGUUGGCCUGAUUUUGUUAGAUGUUUCAUUUCUAAAGAGUUUCCCAGCAUUGUAAAAGUUUCGUUUCCGCAUUAAUUUGGCAUCUAGUACAGUUUGUUUUCCUUUGUUGUCACUUAGUCGAAUUGCAGCAAUUGGCAUUAUGCGUAUUAAGCAUUAGCAUAACUAAGUUAAAUAUUACGAUAAUUACGAUCACUUCACAAGACCCAACGCUAAGCCGUUAAGAGUAACCAGUUAAGUGCAUAAUUAUACAAAUAAAAAUGAAAGGGUAUGCGAGAGGCCAUAUUGGCACCUAAUAUUUAUGAUACCGAUACCUAUUUAUUAUUGUAAUAAACUCUGCUCGCCAAACUUCUUCCUUCCCCUCCACCAUUGGUGUCCACACCACCCUCGACAUCGCGCAUCCAUCAUUUUAUAUGCAUUUUAUAUUUUAUAUAUAACGGCACAUAGGCACUAAAUAAUAGAGUAAUGAAAGCGGAUCGGUAAUUUUAAUUUUACAACGGAGAACAUUGAACUGAUAAACAAGAAGAAAGCAAGCAUAAUUAGACUUACACAUUUUCAAACAAGAGAAACAUUAAAUUAAGUGCGUCGGAUCAUUUUUGUAAGCGCAGUAUAAUAUCUAAAUCUAAUGUCUAAAUCGUAAAAUCAAAUAUUGCAUGAAAACGCAAGAAGCAAAUGAAAUCUGAAAGUCAAUAAACAAGCGUGUAAUAACCUAA